Cebus imitator (Panamanian white-faced capuchin) is the source of this 4017-nucleotide messenger RNA. Its product is annotated as methionine-R-sulfoxide reductase B3, mitochondrial. Gene Ontology annotation, molecular function: peptide-methionine (R)-S-oxide reductase activity. NCBI's taxonomy places the organism in Eukaryota, Metazoa, Chordata, Mammalia, Primates, Cebidae. The coding region runs from base 74 to 634 and encodes 186 amino acids. Gene Ontology annotation, biological process: protein repair; response to oxidative stress. Gene Ontology annotation, cellular component: cytoplasm. The transcript has 6 exons. The record is from RefSeq and is a predicted model, not a curated record.
UUUGUUUUUUUCUCCUACUCAGCUCUUGCCCCUGUUCUUUGCUUCUCGUUUUGUUGGUGAAGAUAUCACAGUGAUGUCUGCAUUCAACCUGCUGCAUUUGGUGACAAAGAGCCAGCCAGUAGCCCUUCGAGCCUGUGGGCUUCCCUCAGGGUCACGUAGGGAUAAAAAGAACUGUAAGGUGGUCUUUUCCCAGCAGGAACUGAGGAAGCGGCUAACACCCCUGCAGUACCAUGUCACUCAGGAGAAUGGGACCGAAAGUGCCUUCGAAGGAGAAUACACACAUCACAAAGAUCCUGGAAUAUAUAAAUGUGUCGUUUGUGGAGCUCCGUUGUUUAAAUCAGAAACCAAAUUUGACUCCGGCUCAGGUUGGCCUUCAUUCCACGAUGUGAUCAGUUCUGAGGCAAUCACAUUCACAGAUGACUUUUCCUACGGGAUGCACAGGGUGGAAACAAGCUGCUCUCAGUGUGGUGCCCACCUUGGGCACAUUUUUGAUGAUGGGCCUCGUCCAACUGGGAAAAGAUACUGCAUAAAUUCGGCUGCCUUAUCUUUCACACCUGCGGAUAGUGGUGGUGCCGCCACCGAGGGGGGCAGUGGGGUCGCCAGCCCCGCCCGGGCCGACAAAGAGGAGUUCUAGAGUAAUGGAGAGUGAUGGAAACAAAGUGUACUUAAUGCACAGCUUAUUAAAAAAAUCAAACUUGUUUAUCUUAAAUAGAUAUAUUUUUUCAAAAACUAUAAGGGCAGUUUUGUGCUAUUGAUAUUUUUUCUUUUUUGCUUAAACAGAAGCCCUGGCCAUCCAUGUAUUUUGCUAUUGACUAGAUCAAGAACUGUUUAUAGCUUUAGAAAAUGGAGACAGCUUUGUGAAACUUCUUCACAAGCCACUUAUACCCUUUGGCAUUCUUUUCUUUGAGCACAUGGCUUCUUUUGCAGUUUUUCCUCCUUUGAUUCAGAAACAGAGAGUUCGUGUCUUCAAAAGUGAAAAUAGAGAUCUCUGCAAUGCAGAGACCAGAGCUGGGAUGUGCAGGGCAUGGAGACCUGCAAGACAUGUGGCCUUGAGGCCUUUGCACAGACUCACCUAAGAUAAGGAUGGAAUGAUGUCUUAAUAACACUGCUCAGCUUUGUGGAAAGUUUGAGCUAAGGUCAUUUUUUUCUCACUAAAAGGGUGUGAAGGUCUAAAGUCUUUCCUUAUGUUAAAUUGUUGCCAGAUCCGAGGGGGUAUACUGAAUGCUGUGGCAGAGAAGUAAACAUUACCUCACUGUUAGGCCUUUAUUUUAUUUUAUUUUCCAUUGAAAGCAUUGGAGGCCAGGCGCGGUGGCUCACACCUGUAAUCCCAGCACUUUGGGAGGCCGAGGUGGGUGGAUCACUUGAGGCCAGGAGUUCAAGACCAGCCUGGCCAACAUGAGAAAAUCUCAUCUCUACUAAAAAUGCAAAAACUAGCUGGACAUGGUGGUGCAUGCCUGUAGUCCCAGCUACUCCAGAGGCUGAGGCAGGAAAAUCACUUGAACCUGGGAGGCAGAGGCUGUAGUGAGCUGAGAUCACACCACUGCACUCCAACCUGGGCAACAGAGCAAGAUCCUGUCCAAAAAAGAAAAAAAAGAAAAAGAAAAUAGUAUUGGAAUGUAAGACAACUAUAAAAUAUUGAGCCCCACUUGUUCUAAAAUUAAAAAAGAACACCUGCCCAUUGCCUUUUUAUAAGUCCUUCUUUCUACACCUAAAAGCAGCUGCAGCUGGAAGCGCAUUUUGGUAAAUUCCACUGUGUAAAAUAAAAGAUUGAGGACAAUGCACUUCAUCAAGGCAGCAGGAAUGACAGAGAGCAGAGAAGACCAAGGAUGAAGUCUUGGGUACUGAAAAAUUCAGUGCUGGGCUGAAAAACAGACAGGACACUACAAGUAACAAACAGAAUCCAAGUGGGGGCCCUUGUGCACAGAGCUCCAGGAGAGACAUGGGGAUUCACAUGGAAAGCUAAAACAGAAGGUCAAGUUUCAUACUCAGCAUAAUCUUCUGUGUGACAAGGGACAAGCCAUUUAGCCUCUCUGUGCCUAUUUCUUCAUGUAUAAACUGGGACUCAUAAUACUUGUAAAACGUAUUGAUACUCUCAGGGCAAAUUCACGGUAUUGCUAGAUAAUUGAGAUCAGUGUUGUAAAAUUAAACUGAUCUGGUUCUAAUUGCCUCAAGGCCAAAGCCCAGGCAUUUGAAAUGGAAAGAAGCAGAGAGGAGGCUGACUUAGCUGAUUGGUAUGGAAAUAGUUGGGCCAAGAGCCAGAAUUUCCCUUUGGAGCAACACAGCUAGUUUUACUUUGAGAAGCUCUGCUCAGUUGCUUUAUAACAUUGAGUCUGGUGGAAUGAAUGUCACUGUGCACAAUAAAGUUUUCACAAGUAUAAACAAUGGUGAUAUUAGUCAACAUUGCCAUAGCCAGGUGUGAAGGUAUGGUGUGUGACGAAUGUACAUUGUGUUUGUAGCUUUGAAUGCUAAUCUUGAAUUGUAGUUUUUUUAAAAAAAUUAUUUUUGUAAAUCUUUGAAAGCUUUCCUUGUAAGCACCAGGACAAAAAAAAAAAAAAAGAAAAAGAAAAAGAAGAAACAACGAGAAAUUAGAAUGAAAAGCUGUGACAAACAGUGUCAAUGUGGCCAUGUCCACAUUCCUCCAUGUCUCUCUCUACAAGCACCUCCCUAAGAAGCCCGACAUCCCGGUGGCCUCUUCAUAGUCAUGUACGCUGCAAUGUUGUGAUUCCAGAUAAGCCCUACUCUUAUCUGGAUGUUCACAUAAGAGAUUUCUAUCUGAGCAUCCAGACACCCUCUCAGCUCCAAGACAUUCACCCCAGGCCCUGGGUUCACUCUGGAAUUCAUAGGCUUCUAGAAAUGAGGUAUAAAACUUAAGACCAGACCUCAGCCAUCAACAUCCAGACCAUCCUACAAGUCUUUCCAAAUCUCACAGAAAAAGCUCCAAUAUUUCCCAACGACCCCAGGAUUCUAUGUUGGGGUGGCCACAGAAAUGGGUCUCUCAGGGCUUUGCCAUAGCCUGCCGCCCAUCCUUCAGAGGCACACACAGCACCUCUCGGCUGCUCUAGCUCUGUGGGAUAGCCUCCUCAGGAGUCCCUGGGAUGCAGGCCACAGUGUCGGGGCAGACAAGGAGGGUCAGUGAGAGGCUGUACUGAUCCCUCUCCACAGAGACUGUAUUGCCAUUUUUCCUUCAUUUUUAUUAUAGAACUUAACAUUUCACUCAAAAAAACCCCUCUUUUUCUAAUCCUUAGUCUUUGUUUCAUGGAAAGCCAGUUUUUCUUCUACCACAUUUUCCAGGAUCAACUUUAAGAAAAAUGCAACAUCCAUUGAAAAAAAGUGGGGUGUAUGCAUGUGGUUUAAUUCCAGAUUGCUUUUGGGUUUAAGUGGUAUCAAAUUUCAGUAUAUUUCUCUCUUAUGUGAAAGAAAUAUAUUACUAAAACGUCAGUGAGCAAUAAUGUCAGCUGUCGAGCACUAGAUUUAUUUUUGCAGGAUAUGGAGUGCAAUGAAGUGAGUCAAUAUGGUGAGGUGUAUGUGAUCUGUGGGAGUUAUGCCAUUUAACAUAGGAAGUGUAUGGGACUUUCCCUCUCUGCACUCCAGCUCUUACUGUACCGUUAGAAGAUGCAGGAUUCUGUUGGUGUGCAAAAAGUACAGACCUACAUUCAAGCAGAAUGGAUCUAAAGAAAGCAGCAGUAUCUGUUGUAUUAGAGAACAGCCCCAUGUGUUUCUUAGAUGCAUUUGAAUUCUUAAUGCAAAUGAUGUAGCAAUUUGAAAACUUCUCCAUGCUAAUUGUGUUUAAAAUGUCUUGCUUUAAAAAAAAAAACCAAAAAAAAAAAAAAAAAAAUGGUGAAGGGGAUUAUCUUUUGUUUUGAAGGUUAAAUAUUAUUUUUGCCUUAGAUAGCUUUGUAGUAAUUUUUCUCCAGACAGUUCAAAACUUUUGAAAAAAGAUAUGACUUUUCAUUAAAAACCCUUUUCCAAUGUUUAUUGUAUACAAGAAUUAUGCAAUAAAAUUUCUUUAUAAAAAUA